Molecule: messenger RNA, 2699 nt
Organism: Colletotrichum destructivum
Lineage: Eukaryota; Fungi; Ascomycota; Sordariomycetes; Glomerellales; Glomerellaceae
Product: Putative glucose-methanol-choline oxidoreductase, FAD/NAD(P)-binding domain superfamily
Exons: 2
Coding region: 715-2373 (552 amino acids)
Molecular function (GO): oxidoreductase activity, acting on CH-OH group of donors; flavin adenine dinucleotide binding
Source: RefSeq, a predicted model, not a curated record
UUCAACUCUUCCACCCAUGGUUCUCCCAUCGAUGGGAACUCUCGGACGAAGACUCUAGAGAGAGGAGGAAAACCAAGCCCAGACGCCAAGUCCAACUAACGAACCAAACCCACCAGCUUGUUACGUAGUCGUGUGCGACGCUGCUGACCAACCGACUCGAGAUCGUCCACAAGCCCAAACCAUCCAGAAGGCCGGAGUCGUGCGUCCCACCAACUCCAUACUGCUCAGCCCGAGUUCUCCACGUCGCUUACAGUUUCUCGGCGAGGGUCCGGAGAUCCGAAUAUGAGGUAUUUUCCCAACGAAAGGAACGAAUAAAUUUUCACCGUGUCCGAUCUGCACUGCGCAACCGGGUCGGUUCCAACUUCCCUGAUUCGGAAUGGAGACCCCCUCGUGUUGAGAGCCGGAAAGGACCCAUGGAGAGCCUCCACUCCUGGAGUAUGCUUAUAUUGCGAGUCCACUCGAGGCCUGCGAUCACUGCCCGACUUAGUCAUGACUGUCCGCGAGUCUGCGGAGUGCGUCCCGAUGCCGCAGUGUGGUGGUCGACUAUCAAUCUCGUCUAAUCAAUCUCAUCUUAUCAAUCAUGUUAGUAUAUCACGUCUACCUACCUCUAGCCCGAGGGGAGGGCGACUCUGGGUGUCUGUUUGUCCCUCUAGCCUCUCAACUUUGGACGUGUCCUUCCAUCCCCUCUCUUGAACAUCCUUCACUCGGGGCACCAUGAAGCUCAUCACUGUGACCUCGGCGCUCCUCGCGCUGGGUGAGACGGCCUCGGCCAGCCUGUACCCCCGGUCCAACACGACGACUACGAUCCGCAAUACGACGUACGACUACAUCGUCGCCGGCGCCGGGACCGCUGGCAUCGUGGCCGCCGAACGCCUUGCCGCCUCGGGCCUCAGCGUGCUCCUCGUCGAGCGCGGCGGGCCGUCCCUCUACAUGUCGGGCUACCGCAAGACCAUGCCGUGGAACGACACCGUCACCAUGUACGACGUGCCCGGCAUGUCCGACUACACGGGUGCCGACCCGGACCUGCAGUACUGCCGGGACCUCGUCAUCGCCGCUGGCUGCAUGCUCGGCGGCUCGACCAUGCUCAACGCCCUCAUGUUCGUCCGGCCGCGCGCCGCCGACUUCGCCGGGUGGCCCGAGGAGUGGCGCUGGGAGAACGGCGUCGCGCUCGCGGCCGAGGAGUUUUACGAGCGUCUCCCGGGCACCAUCCUGGCGUCCGAGGACGGCAAGCGGUACGACGACGGCGCGUACGAGAUCAUGUCGCGCUUCCUCGACGCCAACGGCUGGAGCGAGCAAGACGCCUUGAACGAUGUCGAGGCGAAGGAGUUGAUGUACUCCCACCCCCCGUGGUCGAUCGCCCAUGGCCUGCGUGACAGCCCCGUACGAUCCAUCCUCCCCGACGCCGAGGCGCUGCCCAACUUCACCCUCGAGCUGCACGCCAAGGUCCUCCGCGCCGUGCGCGACGGCGGCCUCGUGACGGGCGUCGAGGUCGAGAACGACUCGGGCGCCCGGGAGAUCAUCAACCUGGCUAAGGGCGGAUCGCUCGUUCUCGCCGCCGGCUCCCACUCGACGCCUCGCGUGCUCUUCAACUCGGGAAUCGGCCCGGCCGCGCAGAUCGAGAUCGUCGCGGCCGGCACGACGGGCAUCACGCUGCCGCCCCGCGAGCAGUGGAUCGAGCUGCCCGUCGGCGAGAACCUCAAGGACCACGCCGUCGCUACCGUCGUCUUCCAGACCGAGAAGGACGCGCUGGUCGCCCUGCCGGACGCGGCGUGGACGGACCCGGGCCAAGAGUCGGUCGAGCUCUUCGCGCGCGGCAGCGGCCUGCUGGCGCAGUCGGGCCAGCGCCUCAACUUCUGGACCAGCGUCAACGCCACCGCUGACGGCGCCACGCGCUACAUCCAGGGCACCGUCCGCGCGGAUGCCAACGACACGAUCGGCGUCAAGGUGUACCUCACGCACGGCACGACCUCGGCCGGCACCGUCGGCAUCACGGCGGACGGCACGACCAACAUGACGCGCACGCCGCUCCUGCACACCGAGGGCGACCGCGAGGCGCUGAUCAAGAUGGUCGACACGCUGCUAGGCUACGCCCGGCAGCCAGGCAGCAUCCUCAGCGUCGCCGGGAACGCGUCGGCCGAGGCCAUCGUCGCCACGGCCGGCAGCGGCAGCCACUACCUGGGCACCGCCCAGAUGGGCGCCCGGAACGACGGGAACAGCGUCGUCGACCCGGACACCAGGGUCUGGGGCACCGAGAACCUGUUCGUCGUGGACGGCAGCAUCCACCCCGAGGUGCCGACGGGCAACACGCAGGCGCCCAUCAUGGUGGCUGCUGCGUUUGCCGCCAAGAGAAUCCUGGCUCUGAAUGCUCACUGAGUGCAGUGCAGGUUUGGAGCUGGGACAUCUCUAGGCGGUUCCACCCAAAUGUAGAUAAACCAUAUAAUCAAGUGGCCGGCCGGCUUUGUGUAGAAUACAAAACAACAAGAUGGACAAAACUAACAGAACUGUUCCCACGAUCCAUCCUCGGUUGAUGCCUCGCCGAGAUAAUGCCAAAUAGAAGGUUCCCGUCAGCCUCGUUCAGUUUUUAACAGAACAGACAUGUCUCCUAAUGGUUGGAGGCACAAGUAAAAGAACGGCAGUGAGAUACUCAACUCGUAAGAUGACUUCUUGUCGUCGCGUAUCGUAAGCUGUGUCAUGCCGCC